GGACCACCGCACGACGGCCACCGCCCGUCUCCUCCUCAUAUCCUUCCCGCUGUCGCCGGCCUCCAUACUUGGUUUGCAAACCAUCGCAUGGCCGUGGAUGGGGAGCACGCUCGUGUGGCAGGCGAGUGAUCGAACCAUGGGCACGUAACAAAAGCAAGGAAGCCAGCGAGUGAAGAAGGACGGAAGAUGUCAAACCCGCCGCCAAAGAAGGCGAUCCGGAAUCCCGGCGGCGGCGCUGGGGGGCCGGCGGGCGGCCCGCGGGGGCCGGCGGGGAACACGGUGAAGUUCGCGCGGCGGACAUCGAGCGGGCGGUACGUGAGUCUGUCCCGGGAGGACAUCGACAUGGAGGGCGAGCUGGCGGCGGAUUACACCAACUACACGGUGCAGAUCCCGCCCACGCCCGACAACCAACCGAUGAUGGACCCGGCGUCCGUGGCCAUGAAGGCCGAGGAGCAGUACGUCUCCAACUCGCUCUUCACCGGCGGGUUCAACAGCGUCACGCGCGCCCACCUCAUGGACAAGGUCAUCGAGUCCGAGGUGACGCACCCGCAGAUGGCCGGCUCCAAGGGCUCCCGCUGCGCCAUGCCCGCCUGCGACGGCAAGGUCAUGCGCAAUGAGCGCGGCGAGGACAUCGACCCCUGCGAGUGCAGAUUCAAGAUCUGCCGCGACUGCUACCUGGACGCACAGAAGGAAGGCUGCCUCUGCCCGGGGUGCAAGGAGCACUACAAGAUCGGCGAGUACGCCGACGACGACCCCAACGACGCGUCCUCGGGGAAGCACUACCUGCCAGGGCCGGGCGGCGGCAUGAUGAACAACAGCAAGUCUCUGCUGGCGCGGAACCAGAACGGCGAGUUCGACCAUAAUCGGUGGCUCUUCGAGAGCUCCGGCACCUACGGCUACGGCAACGCGUUCUGGCCCAAGGGCGGCAUGUACGACGACGACCUGGACGACGAGGGCGGCCCCGGCGGCGGUGGAGGCGACGGUAUGCUCCCGGAGCAGAAGCCGUUCAAGCCGCUGACCCGCAAGAUACCCAUGCCGACGUCCAUCAUCAGCCCCUACCGGAUCUUCAUCGUCAUCCGGAUGUUCGUGCUCAUCUUCUACCUCACGUGGCGCGUCCGCAACCCCAACAUGGAGGCGCUCUGGCUCUGGGGCAUGUCCAUCGUGUGCGAGCUCUGGUUCGCUUUCUCCUGGCUGCUGGACAUGCUCCCAAAGGUGAACCCCGUGAACCGGAGCACGGACCUCGCCGUGCUCAAGGAGAAGUUCGAGACGCCGUCGCCGUCCAACCCGCACGGCCGCUCCGACCUGCCGGGGCUGGACGUGUUCGUGUCCACGGCCGACCCGGAUAAGGAGCCGGUGCUCACCACGGCCACCACCAUCCUGUCCAUCCUGGCCGCUGACUACCCGGUGGAGAAGCUGGCGUGCUACGUGUCCGACGACGGCGGCGCGCUGCUCACCUUCGAGGCCAUGGCGGAGGCUGCCAGCUUCGCCAACAUUUGGGUGCCCUUCUGCAAGAAGCACGACAUCGAGCCCCGCCAGCCGGACAGCUACUUCAGCAUCAAGGGCGACCCGACCAAGGGCAAGCGGCGGUCGGACUUCGUCAAGGACCGCCGCAAGGUGAAGCGGGAGUUCGACGAGUUCAAGGUGCGCAUCAACGGCCUGCCCGACUCCAUCCGCCGGCGCUCCGAUGCCUUCAACGCCCGCGAGGACAUGAAGAUGCUCAAGCACCUGCGCGAGACCGGCGCCGAUCCGGCCGAGCAGCCCAAGGUGAAGAAGGCAACGUGGAUGGCGGACGGCACGCACUGGCCCGGCACCUGGGCCGUGUCGGCGCCCGACCACGCCAAGGGAAACCACGCCGGCAUCCUACAGGUGAUGCUGAAGCCUCCUUCUCCCGACCCUCUGUACGGGAUGCACGACGAGGAGCAGCUGAUCGACUUCAGCGACGUGGACAUCCGUCUUCCGAUGCUGGUGUACAUGUCCCGCGAGAAGCGUCCCGGGUACGACCACAACAAGAAGGCUGGCGCCAUGAACGCCCUGGUGCGCUGCUCCGCCGUGAUGUCCAACGGGCCCUUCAUCCUCAACUUCGACUGCGACCACUACAUCAACUACGCGCAGGCCAUCCGCGAGGCCAUGUGCUUCGUGAUGGACCGCGGCGGCGAGCGCAUCGCGUACAUCCAGUUCCCGCAGCGCUUCGAGGGCAUCGACCCCUCCGACCGCUACGCCAACAACAACACCGUCUUCUUCGACGGCAACAUGCGCGCGCUGGACGGCCUGCAGGGCCCCAUGUACGUCGGCACAGGCUGCAUGUUCCGCCGCUUCGCGCUCUACGGCUUCGACCCGCCGCGCACAACCGAGUACACGGGCUGGCUCUUCAAGAAGAAGAAGGUGACGACGUUCGGCAAGGCGGACCAGGGCGAGACGGACACGCAGUCGCUCAACAGCAAGGGGGCGGAGGACUUCGACGCCGAGCUCACGUCGAUGCUUGUGCCCAGGCGGUUCGGCAACUCGUCGGCGCUGAUGGCGUCCAUCCCCGUGGCCGAGUUCCAGGCGCGACCGCUGGCGGACCACCCGGCCGUGCUGCACGGGCGGCCCCCCGGCUCGCUGACGGUGCCCCGGCCGCCGCUGGACCCGCCGACCGUGGCGGAGGCCGUGUCCGUCAUCUCCUGCUGGUACGAGGACAAGACGGAGUGGGGGGACCGCGUGGGCUGGAUCUACGGCUCCGUGACGGAGGACGUGGUGAGCGGCUACCGCAUGCACAACCGCGGGUGGCGCUCCGUCUACUGCAUCCCCAAGCGCGACGCGUUCCUGGGCACGGCGCCCAUCAACCUGACGGACCGCCUCCACCAGGUGCUGCGCUGGGCGACCGGGUCGGUGGAGAUAUUCUUCUCGCGGAACAACGCGUUCCUGGCGUCGCGGAGGCUCAUGUUCUUGCAGCGGGUGGCCUACCUCAAUGUCGGCAUCUACCCCUUCACCUCCAUCUUCCUGCUGGUCUACUGCUUCAUCCCGGCGCUGUCCCUCUUCUCGGGCUUCUUCAUCGUGCAGACGCUCAAUGUCGCCUUCCUCUGCUACCUGCUGACCAUCACCGUCACCCUCAUCGCGCUCGGCGUGCUCGAGGUCAAGUGGUCGGGCAUCGAGCUCGAGGACUGGUGGCGCAACGAGCAGUUCUGGCUCAUCUCGGGAACAAGCGCGCACCUGUACGCGGUGGUGCAGGGGCUGCUCAAGGUGAUGGCCGGCAUCGAGAUCUCCUUCACCCUCACGGCCAAGGCGGCCGUGGACGACAACGAGGACAUCUACGCCGACCUCUACGUGGUGAAGUGGUCGUCGCUGCUCAUCCCGCCCAUUACCAUCGGCAUGAUCAACGUCAUCGCCAUCGCCUUCGCCUUCGCGCGCACCGUCUACAGCGACAACCCGCGCUGGGGCAAGUUCAUCGGCGGCGGCUUCUUCAGCUUCUGGGUGCUGGCGCACCUCUACCCCUUCGCCAAGGGGCUCAUGGGCCGCCGCGGCAAGACACCCACCAUCGUCUUCGUUUGGUCGGGACUCAUCUCCAUCACCAUCUCCCUGCUCUGGGUCGCCAUCAGCCCGCCGGAGGCCAGCGCCGGCGGCCGCGGUGCUGGCUUCCAGUUUCCUUGACAACGACCGCCUAGCUUUAAUUUGUCAGAUGACAGUUCCGCCAUUCCUGAUGACGUGUACGUGUCACAAUUUCUAGUCUGCAGGCAUUUCAUCAUCAUGCAUUACAGAUUCCACCAUAUGAUCAGUGCUGCUGCACGUGUGCGAUAGUGAGCAAAGUAACUAGAUGUGUCAAACUUAUUGUGUUGAGUUUUCACUACUUUUUCUCUGGUAGGGUUAAUUUCUAUAGACAAAUUAAAUGGAAUUGUUCAGCUCGAACUGAACAGAAGAACAAAUCCAAGAUGUGUAUUCAUAUAAAAUUUAUUAUUAAGAAGUUGUUAUCCUUCUUUUUC
Messenger RNA from Zea mays, 3956 nucleotides. Its product is annotated as cellulose synthase-like protein D3. The record is from RefSeq and is a predicted model, not a curated record. Gene Ontology annotation, cellular component: membrane. Lineage: Eukaryota; Viridiplantae; Streptophyta; Magnoliopsida; Poales; Poaceae. Gene Ontology annotation, molecular function: cellulose synthase (UDP-forming) activity. Bases 187 to 3627 code for a protein of 1146 amino acids. Gene Ontology annotation, biological process: cellulose biosynthetic process. The transcript is spliced from 2 exons.